AAUUUCUAUUUUGAACUUGGUUUGUUAUUGAGAGAAGGGCUUCGUUGUACACGGCAGUGCAGCAGUUGAGCUCUCGGCUUGCAGAGCUGUCAACUGUGUGUGAAGGAUGGCAGACGAGGAAAACGUUCAAGAUGAUGCCCCCGGCGCGGGGGACAUGACCACAAAAUUUGCCCUGCGACUUCGCGGACGCAAAGGUGCUCUCAAGAAGAAAAAUGUGUACAACGUGAAAGAUCACAAGUUUAUUCCACGGUUCUUCAAACAACCCACCUUCUGCAGCCACUGCAAAGAUUUCAUUUGGGGCUUCGGGAAGCAGGGCUUUCAGUGCCAAGUGUGCAGCUUCGUCGUCCACAAGCGCUGCCAUGAGUACGUGUCGUUCACCUGCCCCGGCGCGGACAAGGGCCCGGACUCGGACGCGACGCGGACCAAGCAUCGCUUCAAGGUGCACACGUACUCCAGCCCGGCGUUCUGCGACCAUUGCGGCUCUCUGCUGUACGGAGUCCUCCAUCAGGGCAUGAAGUGCGAAGUCUGUGACAUGAACGUUCACAAGCGUUGCGAGGAGAGCGUGCCAAACCUGUGCGGAUGCGACCACACAGAACGAAGAGGGCGCAUGGAGCUGAAGAUCCAUACUCAUGGCAGCAAGCUCACCAUUGAAGUGCGUCAGGGAAAGAAUUUAAUUCCUAUGGAUCCUAAUGGUCUGUCAGAUCCGUAUGUGAAGCUCAAACUGAUCCCAGACACAGACAAUGUUAAGAAGAAAACGAAAACAAUUCGAUCAUCUCUGAAUCCUGUGUGGAAUGAAACAAUCACCUUUGAUCUGAAGCAGGAAGAUAAGGACAGAAGGCUGCUUAUUGAGGUGUGGGAUUGGGACAGAACAUCUCGCAACGACUUUAUGGGUUCCCUCUCGUUUGGUAUAUCUGAGCUGCUCAAAGCACCUGUGGAGGGCUGGUUCAAGCUUCUAACAGAAGAAGAAGGAGAAUUUUACAACGUACCGGUGCCUGAGGAAGGAGCCGACUUAGCGCAGCUCAAGUCGCAAAUGCGGGGAGCCACCAUAAUUAGCAAGAGCAGCCAACUUCGACAGUCAUCGAAAACAUCUCUAAGUAAAAAGCCACCCGUAACAUCAGAUAAAGAAGUGCCGCACAAUAUGGGGAAAAAGGAUGUCAUCAGAGCUACGGAUUUCAAUUUCCUUAUGGUCCUUGGGAAAGGCAGUUUUGGGAAGGUAAUGCUUGCUGAAAGGAAAGGUACAGAUGAGCUCUAUGCCAUCAAAAUUUUGAAAAAAGAUAUAAUUAUUCAAGAUGAUGAUGUAGAGUGCACAAUGGUAGAAAAAAGAGUUCUUGCACUAAGUAGCAAGCCACCAUUUUUAGUUCAACUCCAUUCUUGUUUCCAAACUAUGGAUCGUCUUUAUUUUGUAAUGGAGUAUGUCAAUGGUGGUGACCUCAUGUUCCAAAUUCAGCAAUGUGGCAAGUUUAAGGAACCAGUUGCAGUAUUUUAUGCAGCUGAAAUUGCAAUUGGUCUAUUUUACUUACAUUGUCGAGGAAUUGUGUACAGAGAUCUUAAGUUGGAUAAUGUUCUGUUAGAUCAGGAUGGACAUAUUAAAAUUGCAGAUUUUGGCAUGUGUAAAGAAGGUAUUAGUGGGGACAAGACUACCAAGACUUUUUGUGGUACUCCUGAUUACAUUGCUCCUGAGAUUAUUCUUUACCAACCCUAUGGAAAGUCUGUGGAUUGGUGGGCUUAUGGUGUUUUACUGUAUGAAAUGUUGGUUGGCCAGCCACCAUUUGAUGGGGAAGAUGAAGAAGAAUUGUUUGCUUCCAUUACGGACCAUAAUGUUAACUACCCAAAGGGCUUGUCAAAAGAGGCAAAGGAUGUGUGCAAAGGGUUUUUGACUAAAAAUCCAACCAAAAGGCUGGGAUGUGGACCUCGAGGGGAAGAAGAUGUACGUGGCCACACCUUCUUCAGGCGUAUAGAUUGGGAAAAGAUUGAAAAUAGAGAAGUUCAACCUCCUUUCAAACCCAAAAUUAAACAUCGCAAAGAUGUGAGUAAUUUUGACAAGCAGUUCACAUCUGAAAAGACGGAUUUGACACCAACAGACAAACUCUUCAUGAUGAAUUUGGAUCAGACAGAGUUCAUGGGCUUCUCAUUCCUCAAUCCUGAAUUUGUACAGCAUGUAUGAAGUGAACCUUUCCUUACACCCUAAGGAAUGUGAAGAAUUUUUUCCUGCUUCCAUAAUCAUAAGAGAGGUGUAAAUGAAGCUUUGAAGUUUGUCUGGCGUCCCAUCACUACAUCAGAUUGCAGAAUGUUCUAUUCAUAACAGAGGGUAUAAUGUACUUUCAAACAUGCAAACUUUAUGUGUUUUUGAUGGAAGAAGGGUAUGAAGAAGAGGACUUGCCAUGACUGAUGUAGAGCAUAGUCCUAUUUCUUGGAUAAAUGGCCUCUGUAGUUUGUACCUGUUUAAAAUAUUAUCUAAAGACCUGUUAUAAUCCUCUGAAUUCCCUUACUCUAUACAUUUCUUAAUUUUUCCAGGGUUUUUGUACUCAAAGAAAUUAAUCAUUCCUAUGGCUUUGAUUAGUGUAAUGCAUUUUAUUCCAAGUAUCAUGGUUUAAAAAAGAGGAAAGCAUAAUAAUGCAUUUGGAUUAUUUAGUUGUAUUGCUCGUAAUCUUUGUAUAAAUGUCUGAGGCCUGUAGAAGCAAAGCUGAGAAAGACAUUUAACUAAGAUGGCUCAUCAUUGAUAUAUUUAAGGGCUACUUCCUUGAAAGCUUAGAUUCUAACCUACUGUUAGGGUAGAAAUAGAAGGUGAUGUAAAAAUUGUUUCUGGAGUUUUUGCAUUCCCAAACAAAAUUUGUCAGUGCUGGUGUAUCUUUUAUCUAUACUUUAAUGUGUACUUUCAGCUUUGAAUCUCUCUCAGCCGUUUAUGAAUUAAUUAAUUGAACCAUUUAAUAGUUACACUAAUAUGAGCUAUUUGAAGAAAAAAUGUCUGUAAUUGGUUGAAUCAAAACAUUCACCAAUCUUUCCUUAUCUGUCAUUUUUCCCAUUGCUUAGUUUUAAUUGGUAAACGCAAUGAAUAUUUUUUCAGGAAGUUCAGUAGAUGCCAAAGCUCACUAGAAGCAGGAGCAUUAUGAUCUCAAAUAGUUUUGCAUGGUUAUUGUAUAUGUGAGUGCGCAGCAAUCUAGAAGGUACAUAUGAUUAAAUUUUGAAAGGUUUUAUCAGCUGCCUACAAGCCACUGUUUUGAACACAACAAUAUUGUGUGAUGUACAUCAUCAUUUGCUCCAAUACUCAAUACAAUUACAAAAGUGUCUGAUAACUUUUUUCUGUUUUCAUUUUUUAAGUGCCAGUAAUGAUUGCUUUGAUUUUGUCCUUCAAAUGUUUAAGGAAACUGGGACCUUUUUCUUGCACCCAAAUGUAAAAGCAUAGACAUCGUCCUGAAUAUCUUUACUAGAAAUUUUUAGCCCAUUACUUAUCUGUGGAGACACUGUCAUAUUUGAGUCUUCUGAUCAAUUAUGUAGUACUCCUAUUUUUCGUUUUAAACUCUAGUUACAUGCAUGAGACAAAUCAUAAGGUGGAAUAGCUUUGUACUUCUUUCUUUACAAUUAUUUUCAUAGUUGUAGUCCAAUUUAUGAACAAUCUCUCUCAAAACUGGUCAUUCAAUAACAUUAGAAGUAAGUGAUGUAGAAAACUGAAAUGAAUCCUAUGGCAUUAUAUUUGGAAAGUGAAUCACUUAAAUGUCUGUUUCAUAAAACAUUAAUGUGUUCCGGGCCAGUAACCUGAGCUCAUCUUUUGCGCUGUGUUUUCUUAGCACUUGACAAAGAUGCACUUUGAGUGCACUUUCAGGUGACUUCAUGUUGAUGAUUGCACAUUGAUGCUGUAGUUGUGUAAUUUAUUCACUUCACGUCAGUGAUAAUGUUAGGAUUUUGACAAUGCUGGUUCUAACUUCCUCAGACCUUUAAAGUCGGGUUGCUAUCCAAAUUGUCACCAGUGGUAGGUAAAAAAUAAAACCACAAAAACAGUUCAGUUUACUUUGCAUUGUGGUUAACUUGAAAACAUUUGGAGGAGUGUAAAAUUCAUAGUGGGUAUGAAAACUGCUUGAACAGCAUUUUGUUGUUUAAAAAGAAACUGGCCAUCAUUCAAUUUAUUCUGGAUUCUUUCUUUAAGUACUGCUUUCACAAAUAGGGACAUGCCAUAAUCCCUCUUUACUAAAUAUGUAUGGUGCCUUUCUUCUUGAGCCAAAUGAGUUGAUGAGUGAAUGAAGAAGUAAUGAAGUGUGGAAGUAUGAUGUGAUGUAUGAAGAGUGGGUAAAAAAUGUAAAAAAUGUGAUUCUUCUAUCUCUCUUUUUUCUGUGUACUCUUAUUUUUUCUCAAUUAUAGACCAAACACAAUUGUGAUUUCCAUAUAACUUUCCCUCACAUUUGUAUGUUAAGCACUAUCUUCCCUGUAUGAGCUGCGAUAUUAAUGAACUUACUACUUUUAGAUGGAAAAAGAUUAUCUGUUUGCACUGGAAACUGCCAAUGUUCUUUCUUUACCUGUUCUUUACUUGAAUUGUUGUUUUCUAUCUUCCUUCUCUGCUACAAAUCAUUUUUAUCUAUCGUUCUUGAAAAGUUUCUUUUUAAUUUCAUCCCCCCUUUUUUUCUGACACUUUUUUAUGACAUAUCGCCAUGACAAUUGUUUCAGCCAAAUAUUGUCUUAUAAAGUGCGUUCUGCAAUGUUUGCCUAUGGUUUAUAGUUCUUAGUGAAAUUUGUUGUUGACUUUGUUUUUAGUUAAGAUUGAAACGUAUUGUUGUCAAUAACCAGAACCCUUGUUUUGGCUGCAGUUUCUUGUUUUGACUGCACCAUGUGUAUUAAGGAGAGCAUAUCCUCAAAAAUGUUUGUCAUGCUAGGUAUCUAGCUUUGUCUUCUCUAACAUUCUUUGAGAUUUGGUGAUAAAUUUGGCCUUCUAUAGCCCACUGCUGAUCAUCUAGAUACUCAUCUUAUUUUAAGUUUCAAUUGGGAAUGAACCAUUCCACUGGUUGAAGCUGCAUUCUUAUAUGUACUUACUUUUGCAGUGACUUCUAAACCAAAUCUCUUGUCAAGAGUUUUUUAAUGGAACAUUUUCAUUGAACACUAUAUGACUUUGAAACGAAAAGUUUUUGGGAUAUCCAAAGAAGAGGGAGGAUCAAAUCCCGAUGAAUGAACAUUCCUAUCUGUUAAGUGCCUUUGGUAUCCCAGGAAUUGAUUACAUUGAUGUUUGCUUCCUGUGUUUUGUUAUUUAUUUAUUAUUAUUAAUUUAUUGUUGUAAGAGGUCUUUGUCCUGUUUGUAAUUAUUGUUAUUACUGUUAGCUGUUUUACAAAUGUAUAUUCCUACAUGAACUUGGCAAUAUUGAUUUUAGAGUGGAAUGUUACGAUUGUAUUUUGCAAUGUUACCUUUAACACAAUUAGAAUGUGCUAUACAUACUUAUGUGAAUCUUGUACAUAUUUCUCUACCACUAUGAAACUGUACAUCUCAAAUAUUCAAAACGGCCUAUUAUCAAGUUGAUGUACAAAGUUAAGGAAAGCAAGAUAUUAAAAAAAAGCAAAGGCUAUUUUGGUUCUUAUUCUACGCACUACUUAUUAUGGUGUGGCCUUUCAUUCAGGCCUGACGGUUUGAAUACCUACUUCUUAUCUACCUUGUCCAUUUCUUUGUGCUAUGAUAGUGUUUUACAAUAAUUUCUGUAAUACUCAGCAGUAUUCAUGAAACAUGUAUUUUUACUGCAGUGUGCCAUGGCCAAAAUCAACAAAGUUAUAAUCACUAGCUAUAUGUAUUUGGUUUGAAUAUUGUCAUCAUCAUCAAUACUUUGCAGUGAACAUCUAACUGUCGUUGUUUGUUGAGACUGCUGUCCUUGUAGUUGAUUAUGAUUUCUGGAAGAUAAACACAAACGAAAACACAUGUCCUCCCUCACAUUAUCCUUGAAAUUGAACAGUCAGUUUUCUUGUAUAUGUUUAUCAACCAAAUGUAUUGAUAUUAUUUAUUUCUUCUGUUUCUUUCCCCCUUCUAAGACAAUGAAGUGCCAAGAGGCUAAGUUUGUUCUUCUUUCCUCCACUUAGUAAAUGUAACUAUUUUAAGUCAUUAAGCUUUUGCAGAAAUACACAGUUUUCUUUAACAUAAAUUGUUAAAAAUUUGUGAUCUUACUCUUUCACAUCUCAUGAAAUUUUAACUGUUUCAAUUUGAGACUUCAAAAUUUAAACAAUAACUUCAAUACAUAUUAUGGCUCUUUUGGCUUUGAGUAGUUUUAAGUUCUGUUGACUGGCAGGCAUUAGGAUCAUAGGUUCCACUUAACUGCAUGCUGUCUGAGCAGUGCCAGUAUUCUGUAUGUUGCACCUAUAUUUUCUGAAACAACAUUUAUCCUUAAAUUUUUAGCUUUAUUGAACUCAAUUGCAGUCUAACAAAUAUUUUAAAAAUAUGUGUAAUAUUGUUAUUGAACUUAAUGAAACACAAAUCAGUCAAGCCCUAACUGUAUUGUAAUAAUCAGUUGUAAGCUUUCUAGCUUUUUCUUUGCAUCUCAUUUGGCAAAAUUUUGCAUACCUAUUGUUAAAGAUCUGUCGACUAUUACAAUUCUUACAAAUAUCAUCAGUUCUGUUAGUCAGUUGCAAGUAGACUGACCAAGAAUGUUCACUUUAAGUUAAGCUGAAGGGGCAUAUCAAAAUGUAUUCCAUAAUUGCAUGAAAAGACUUAAUUUGGUUUGUUUAUGCUUUUCUCAAAAGUACUGCUUUUCCAACCCCGCCAGAAAUUAACCUCCUUAUUAUACUUCCUUUAUUUCUUUGUUUUAUGUUUUAAAAAAAUAAUCCUUGUCUUGUCUAUAGGCCAAUUCUCUUUCACACUGCUUUUAUAAAGUAAUAAAAAGGAAUUAUGUGCCACUUAGAAA
Molecule: messenger RNA, 6863 nt
Organism: Frankliniella occidentalis (western flower thrips)
Lineage: Eukaryota; Metazoa; Arthropoda; Insecta; Thysanoptera; Thripidae
Gene: Pkc53E
Product: protein kinase C, brain isozyme
Exons: 15
Coding region: 107-2164 (685 amino acids)
Biological process (GO): protein phosphorylation
Molecular function (GO): diacylglycerol-dependent serine/threonine kinase activity; ATP binding; zinc ion binding
Source: RefSeq, a predicted model, not a curated record